Penicillium olsonii is the source of this 387-nucleotide messenger RNA. Lineage: Eukaryota; Fungi; Ascomycota; Eurotiomycetes; Eurotiales; Aspergillaceae. The record is from the annotation of a GenBank genome assembly.
AUGGCUAGCGUGCUAUUAUCAGACAAUGCGAAAGAGAUCGUGCUGAGCAUGAAAGCCCUUAUACAAGCCGAUAGCGCAGAGCGCGUACACGAGAGUCAAUCAGGCUGGCAGUAUCCACUUUUCGACCAAUGCAGAGCGAUGAAAGCAGAUAUGGAGUCUCACGGUUUGAAGGUCUACGAUUGUACCGUUUUCCAUUUCAUGGUCACAACUAGAAUCAAAAAUCCCACAAAACGACUCUUGCUUAUCCCUAUACAAGGUACUUCAACUUUGACGCCAGCUGAUGCCUUGUCGCCUGAAUCUUAUUGGGAUGUCCAAGGUGACGCCGACCGAAUCCUCGUUCCAAAUAAAGACACUGGUUCUGAUAUUGUGAUAAUGACGCUUAUUUGA